Molecule: messenger RNA, 14597 nt
Organism: Trichoplusia ni (cabbage looper)
Lineage: Eukaryota; Metazoa; Arthropoda; Insecta; Lepidoptera; Noctuidae
Gene: Itpr
Product: inositol 1,4,5-trisphosphate receptor
Exons: 59
Coding region: 853-9033 (2726 amino acids)
Biological process (GO): calcium ion transmembrane transport
Cellular component (GO): endoplasmic reticulum; membrane
Molecular function (GO): inositol 1,4,5 trisphosphate binding; inositol 1,4,5-trisphosphate-gated calcium channel activity
Source: RefSeq, a predicted model, not a curated record
AUUAAGAAAAAAAAUAAUGUCAAAGAAUUUGUGCCAAACUAACAAUCAAAAUUUUUUGUCCUAAAAAUUCUUAUGUGUAGAAUAUGGGAAAUCAAGGUGGUAAAAGUAAUGACUUUAUAUGGGGAGCUCCUGAUUUGGCAGCAGAUGCCGGGUUACUCAAUUUUGGAAAUAGGUCCAGACAUAAAAGCUUUGAGCCAGGGAUAAAAAAAGGGAAGACCCCCAGAAAACAAAGAACCACAAAAAAUGCUUCAAGCAGAAUAGCAAAACCAUUCACGACAAAGAAAUUAAAGGGGUUACUCGGAAACCAAAUACCCGUAAUAGUAGCAUUGUUGACUGAUACCAACUGUCGGGUGAGUUUUGAUAACAAGCCCGUAGCACAUUGUCAAUCUGACCAUACCAACAAGCCAUUUCCUUGCGACCCGGCCUGCCGGAGAGUAAAAUCAUAUCCUUGCGCGACAUAUUGUCCAGAGUGCGAUAAAAAAACAUCGGCUAAGAUCCCUACCAUACACUUGACGUCAAAACAUGUGUAAUUUUAUAAAUAUUUUGUAUGGUGAAUAUUGUUUUGUGAACUCAGUAACAAAUAAAAUGUUUUUGUUGUACUUGACGUUUGUUAUUGGGUAAACGUGGUCAUGCAGUGGCAACACCGCAGUGGCGCGCCUUCAUGCGAGCUGAAUUCGCUCCGCCGUGUGUCACUGGAAAUCAAAGUUUAUAUGUUUUUUCUCGAAUUAUCGCACUAAAUCCAUUUCUAAUCUUCGAGUGAUAUUAUUGUGAUUAUGUGCCGUUAUCUUAUGAGUGCCGAAGGUGUACGAUAAGGGUGUUGUUGCAUGGUGGGGGUAAGGAGAAGGUGCCAGAAUGGGAGACAGUUUCUUGCACCUGGGGGACAUUGUCUCCCUGCACGCGGAGGGCACUGUAUCAGGAUUCCUCAGUACCUUAGGGUUGGUAGAUGACAGGUGUGUGGUGUGCCCGGAGGCGGGCGACCUGACUGAUCCACCCAAAAAGUUCCGGGAUUGCCUGUUCAAAAUAUGUCCUAUGAACCGCUACUCCGCUCAAAAGCAGUUCUGGAAUACGGCCAAGCAGUCCGCCAAUUCGAACACCGAUACAGGACUGCUAAAGAGGUUACACCAUGCCGCUGAAAUAGAAAAGAAGCAGAAUGAGUUGGAGAACAAGAAGUUGUUGGGGACAGUCGUGCAGUACGGCAGCGUCAUUCAGCUGCUGCACGUCAAGUCCAACAAGUAUCUUACUGUUAACAAAAGACUACCAGCGUUGCUGGAGAAGAACGCCAUGCGCGUCCACCUGGACGCCAACGGCAACGAGGGCUCAUGGUUCUACGUCAUGCCCUUCUACAAACUGAGAUCCACAGGUGACAAUGUGGUAGUAGGUGACAAAGUAAUAAUGAACCCCGUGAAUGCGGGUCAACAAGUCCUACACGUGUCUUCUAACCAUGAACUGCCUGACAAUAUUGGCUGCAUGGAGGUUAACGUGGUCAACUCGUCAACAUCAUGGAAGGUGACCCUCUUCCUCGAACACAAGGAGAAUCAAGAGGAGAUCCUGAAGGGUGGGGACGUGGUGAGGCUGUUCCACGCCGAGCAAGAGAAGUUCCUCACCAUGGACGAGUUCCAGAAGCGACAGCAUGUGUUCCUCAGGACCACUGGGAGGUCUAGCGCGACGGCUGCGACUAGUAGCAAGGCGUUGUGGGAGAUCGAGGUAGUCCAGCACGACCCGUGUCGCGGCGGCGCGGGCCACUGGAACUCCAUCUUCCGGUUCAAGCACCUCGCCACAGGACACUACCUGGCCGCAGAGGCGUGUAAUAGGCCGCCCGACGCGCCGCUGGAGGCGGGCGAGCCGGCCUACCAGCUGGUGUCGGUCCCGCACUCGUCAGAGAUCGCGACGCUGUUCGAGCUGGACCCCACCACCAUGACGCACUCGGACGCGCCCGUGCCUCAGAGCAGCUACGUCAGGCUCCAGCAUUUAUGCACGCACACGUGGGUGCACUCCACCUCUAUACCCAUAGACAAGGAUGAGGAGAAACCUGUCAUGUCAAAGGUGGGUUGUUCCCUAAUAAAAGAAGACAAAGAAGCGUUCGCAUUAAUAUCAGUAUCACCGAGUGAAGUGCGAGACUUGGACUUCGCGAACGACGCCUGUAAAGUGCUAUCGGCCUUGUCGACCAAGCUGCAACACGGGAAUAUAGAGCAUAAUGAAAGGAAGGCUCUAACCUGCCUCCUGCAAGACAUAGUGUACUUCAUAGCCGGCUUCGAGAACGAGCCCAACAAGUCGGAAGCCCUGGAGCUGGUGGUGGAGAACCCCAACCGCGACCGACAGAAGCUGCUGCGGGAGCAGUACAUCCUCAGGCAGCUGUUCAAGAUAUUACAGGGUCCCUUCCAAGAGACAGCUGAUGGUGAACCGUUCUUGAAGAUCGAGGAGUUGUACGACCCUCGGUACGCCGCCUAUAAGUACAUCUUCCGCCUCUGCUACAGGAUCCUGAGGCUCAGCCAACAAGACUACAGGAAGAACCAGGAGUACAUAGCCAAGCACUUCGGCUUCAUGCAGAAACAGAUCGGCUACGACAUCCUCGCGGAGGACACGAUCACCGCCCUGCUGCACAACAACAGGAAGCUUUUGGAGAAGCACAUCACUGCCUCCGAGAUCGAGACCUUUGUCGGUCUAGUCCGUAAGAACAUGAAGACCUGGCAGUCCCGUUUCCUGGACUACCUGAGCGACCUGUGUAUCUCCAACAAGAAGGCUAUUGCUGUGACGCAGGAGCUCAUCUGCAAGAGCGUGCUCUGUGCUAACAACUCCGAUAUACUUAUUGAGACCAGAUUGGUCUCAACAAAAUACGAAAAAAGCAAGACAUUAGACCCGGACGAUACUAAAUAUACUGUGGAGGAGGAAGUUAUGCUGCUAUGGAAUAACAAGAAGUGUUCCCGCCUCCUGUCCGAGCUGGCGGCUGAGGCCCGGGUGGACCCUGGCUGCCAGUCAGCCGCCAUCCUGGACUACUACCGGCACCAGCUGGACCUGUUCUCCAACAUGUGCCUCAACAGGCAGUACUUGGCCCUCAACACGCUGUCUCCGCAGCUGCAUAUACAUCUUAUACUCAAAUGCAUGUCGAACGCGUCCCUGUCGUACGAGGUCCGCGCGUCGUUCUGCCGCCUGAUGCUGCACGUGCACGCGGACCGCGACCCGCAGGAGCCCGUCACGCCCGUCAAGUACGCGCGCCUCUGGACCGAGGUCUGCGACAGGAUACACAUACACGAUUAUCAAUGUGUGAAAGGCGGUCCAGACGCGACUAGAGAGAAGGUCAAAGAGCAGUUCGCUUCCACAAUCCGCUUCGUGGAGAACUACCUGUGCAACGUGGUCACCAAGACCUGGUACUUCAGCGACCACGACCAGAACAAGCUGACCUUCGAGGUCGUCAAGCUGGCUAGGGAGCUUAUUUACUUUGGGUUUUAUAGCUUUAGCGAUCUCCUCCGCCUUACUAAGACACUGCUCAGCAUCCUGGACUGCGUCACAGCUAUGGACCUGCUCAACGAGACCAACGCCCUCUCUGGAGAGGUCGAAUCGGAAGGCGGUGUAUUGCGGAGUAUUGGUGACAUGGGCGCCGUCAUGACAUCUAUUACACUAGGAUCCGUCGCGAGAAAUUCGGGCGGCGGGUCGGCGGGCGGCGCGGGCGCGGCGGGCGGCGGCCUGCAGCGGAGCGCGUCGGCGCUGCUGCUGGCGCGGGAGCAUCCGCUCGUCAUGGACACCAAGCUCAAGAUCAUCGAGAUCCUGCAGUUCAUCCUGGACGUGCGACUGGACUACCGCAUCAGCUGUCUGCUGUCCAUCUUCAAGAAGGAGUUCGAGCAGGCGGGCGAGCGCUCGGCAGACACCAUCGGCCGCGCUGACGUGGAGGCCAUAGGGCUGCAGGCUGAGGGGAUCUUCAGCUGUCGAGCGAUUCAAACUGUGCCUGACAGCUGUCUGCCAAAAAAUGUAGAUUUGGACGGGCUGGACCUGGACGAGUGCGGGGGCCGCAUGGUCCUGCGCGUGCUGCUGCAGCUGUGCUCGCAGGGCGCGUCGGCCGCGCUCGUGUCCGGGGCCCUCGCGCUGCUGUUCCGACACUUCAGCCAGCGGCAGGAGGUGCUGGCGGCGUUUAAACAGGUCCAACUGCUAGUGUCGGACGCUGAUGUGGAGUCCUACAAGCAGAUCAAGGCGGACCUGGACCUCCUCCGGCAGAGCGUGGAGAAGUCCGAGCUGUGGGUCUUCAACAAGGGACGAGCUGUUCUUAUUGAUGAACAUAUCAGUUUAACAGGGACAGUGGGACCGGGCGGCUCCGUUCUAGAAAGAAAUGCGUCGCUCGACAAUGUUCUAGAUACUUCUAGAACGGCCAAACACGACCACAACGAAUACAAGAAGAUCAAAGAAAUCCUGGGUCGUAUGAUCCGCUACUGCACGCACGGCAACAGCGGCUCGGGCGACAGCGGGCGUCCGCGACGACACGAGCAGCGCCUGCUCAGGAACAUCGGAGUGCAUAACAUAGUGCUGGACUUGCUACAGGUGCCUCACGAUGAAGACGACAUGGCUAUGGACGAGCUGCUUGCGCUUGCGCACGAGUUCCUCCAGCACUUCUGCCACGGCAACCAGCAGAACCAGGCCAUCCUGCACAAACACCUGGAUCUGUUCCUUAACGCUGGAAUACGCGAAGCCCAAACAGUGUGCGCGAUCUUCAAGGACAACGCUGCACUGUGCAGUCACGAGGGCAACGAGAAGGUGGUCGCGCACUUCGUGCACUGCAUCGAGUCGCGCGGCCGCCGGCCCGAGUACCUGCACUUCCUGCAGACCAUCGUGCACGCCGACACGCAGUACAUCCGCCGCAGCCAGGACCUGGUCAUGCAGGAGAUGGUGAACGCCGGCGAGGACGUCCUGGUGUUCUACAACGACAAAGUGUCGUUCAACUAUUUCAUACAGAUGAUGAGACAGUUCAGACAGACGAGCGACAUGCCCGAAGCACUCAGAUACCACAUCCAGCUAGUAAAACUGCUGACUUGCUGCACUAUGGGCAAGAAUGUGUACACGGAGAUCAAGUGCCACUCGCUGCUGCCGCUGGAUGACAUCGUGUCUAUGAUCACGCACACAGACUGCAUACCAGAGGUGAAAGAAGCAUACGUAGGCUUCCUGAACCACUGCUACAUAGACACGGAGGUUGAGAUGAAGGAGAUCUACUCCAGCAACUACAUGUGGGACCUGUUCGAGAGGUCCUUCCUGCACGACAUGCAAGCCAUUAUGCAUGGGGACUCGCCGAACCAGCCUGCACCAGGUCCGUCGAGCGAGUCCCCGUCGCGCAAGCUGCCGCUGGGCACGCAGAAGGCGUGGGUGAACUACGUGACGGACGUGCUCAUGCACACCAUCUGCACCUUCUUCAACUCGCCCUUCAGUGACCAGAGCACCACGGUUCAGACUCGUCAGUCGAUAUUCGUGAAGCUCCUUCAGACGACGUUCAGCAUCUACCAAUGUCCGUGGCUGACGCCGCCGCAGAAACUCAACGUCGAGAAGUGUAUCAGGACGCUUAGCGAAGUCGCAAAGUCACGAAGUAUCGCAAUACCUCUGGAGUUGGAAGCGAAGAUCCAGACAGUGUUUGAGAAGGCGGCUGCCCUGUCGCGGCAGACCAGCAAGUGGCUGCUGGCUUCCAAGACCUCCAAACUUGAGAAGAUGGCUUCACAGGCAAACUUCCAAAACGACAGAUCCGUGAUGGAGGGCCUGCAGGAGAUCGUGGCCCUGCUGGAGGAGCAGCUGCGGCCGCUGCUGCAGGCCGAGCAGUCGCUGCUGGUGGACAUCCUGUACAAGCCGCACCUGCUGUUCACCAGCCCCGGGGAACUGUCGCACUCCGACACCAGUGGCAUCUUCAUCUCACGGCUGAUCCGUCACACGGAGAAGCUUCUAGAAGAGAAAGAAGAGAAGCUGUGCGUCAAGGUGUUACGGACUCUUCGAGAGAUGAUGGCUGUCGACCCCGAGUACGGGGAAAAGGGCAACCAGCUCCGCAACAAGCUGUUAUCUCAAUACUUCAUCAACCGGAAAUCGGAGCCGAAGAUCUUGCCGCCGCCCUCCUCCGUCGCCGUCACGCACGGCCCUGGCGCAAAGGUCCUGCUGCGGACUGGACAGACCCUGGCCCAAGUCCAGGCUCACCUGGACAAGGAGGGGGCUUCCGACCUGGUUGUAGACCUGGUCAUCAAGAGCACCAACCGACAGGCCAUCUUCUUGGAGGCGAUACAACUUGGUAUCGCUCUACUGGAAGGCGGCAACCCAAUAAUACAACACAGCAUAUUCACAAAACUGCAAAACGGUGAAAUAUCUCAAGCAUUUUUAAAGGUAUUUUACGACAAAAUGCGCGAGGCUCAGCAGGAGAUCAGGUCGCUGGCGGCGAGCAGCACGGCGGCCGCCAGCAGCGACAAGCAACGCUCCAGCUAUUCCGACAAGCAGAAGGUGCCUGCCACCGAAGGUAACAAAACAUCUCCCGGUGUGCUGGUCGUAGGCGAGGAGAUGGAUGACGAGGUGAACAGCGCGUGCGGCUCAGCGGUACACGCGUACUCCGAUAUACACACCAUGUCACACGGUACUUCUGCUCUAGAAGAGAUAAUGGCUGAGAAGAAGGAGGGUGGCAACUCUGACGUGCUGCCGCCCAAGGUGGCCAUCAUGAAGCCCAUACUCCGCUUCCUGCAGCUGCUCUGCGAGAACCACAACCCUGACCUGCAGAACCUCCUGCGCAACCAAAACAACAAAUCGAACUACAACCUGGUAUCCGAGACCCUGAUGUUCCUGGACUGCAUCUGCGGGUCCACGACUGGCGGGCUCGGUCUGCUGGGCCUGUACAUCAACGAGGGUAACGUGGCCCUCAUCAACCAGACCCUGGAAACUCUCACGGAGUACUGCCAGGGACCCUGCCACGACAACCAAAACUGCAUAGCAACACACGAGAGCAACGGAUUAGAUAUAAUAACGGCGUUGAUACUCAACGACAUCAACCCGCUCGGCAAGACACGUAUGGACCUGGUACUGGAACUGAAGAACAACGCCUCGAAGCUGCUGCUGGCCAUCAUGGAGUCCAGGAACGACUCCGAGAAUAACGCCGAGAGGAUCCUGUACAACAUGAAUCCUAAACAGCUGGUAGAUGUCGCGUGUUCCGCCUUCCACCAGGAGCACGCCAUGGACGCCGACUGCGACGGCGACGACGACGCGCUCGUGCAGGGCGUGUCGCCCAAGGAGGUGGGGCACAACAUCUACAUCCUGUGCCACCAGCUGGCGGCGCACAACAAGGAGCUGGCGGCGCUGGUGCGGGGCUCGCCGCACGGCAACAACGCGGACGCGCUGCGCUACUACCGUACUCACACCGCGCAGAUCGAGAUCGUCCGUACGGAUCGCAGCAUGGAACAGAUCGUGUUCCCGAUCCCGGAGAUCUGCGAGUACCUGCCGGCGGACAGUAAGCACCGCGUGCUGCAGAGUGCCGAGCGCGACGACCAGGGCAGCAAGGUCGCCGACUUCUUCUCCAGACUUGAUAAUCUCUUCCACGAGAUGAAGUGGCAGAAGAAAUUAAGAGGACAACGUCUUCUGUUCUGGGUGUCGUCCUACAUGUCUCUGUGGAGCAACAUUCUAUUCAACUUCGCUGUUCUAAUCAACGUCAUAGUGGCCUUCUUUUAUCCCUUCCAAGACGAGAAUCCAACGGGUGGUCCGCUGGGUUGGGCAGAGCUGGGCGAGCACCUGUCGCUGGUGGUGUGGUGCGUGUCGGGCGUGGCGGGCGCGCUGGUGACCUGGCUGCCGCGCGGCGGCGGCGCCCGCGCGCUGCUCGCCUCCGCCGCCGUGCGCUUCAUGUACUCCGCCGGACCUGAACCCACGCUCUGGGCCCUGGCUAUGCUCACUAUAGUGGUGAAAGGCAUCCACCUGGUGAGCAUCAUGGGCAACCAGGGCACGCUGUCCAAGUCCCCGGGGAAGGUGCUCACCGACCCCGAGCUGCUCUACCACAGCGUGUACCUCGUCUUCUGCUUCAUGGGGAUCUGCUGGCAUCCGUUCUUCUUUUCUGUUCUGCUCUUAGACAUAGUGUACCGCGAAGAGACUCUCUUAAACGUAAUGCGAUCAGUGACACGCAACGGCCGGUCCAUCUUACUGACGGCGGUGCUGGCGCUGGUGCUGGUCUACAUGUUCUCCAUCGUAGGCUACAUGUUCUUCCGAGACCACUUCCUCGUCAGCGUCGACAGGCUCGAUGACGACGACGACCCCCGCUUCGAGCCGGACGGGUGCUCUGAAGGCGGGUCGAAGUACCUGCAGGACCCGGGCUCCUGCCGCCGCGGCUCGCGCUUCGUGUCCGUGGGCGGCGAGUUGCGCGAGCGCAGCUGCGACUCGCUCAUCAUGUGCAUCGUGACCACGCUCAACCAGGGCCUGCGGAACGGCGGCGGCAUUGGUGAUAUACUGAGGGCGCCAGCUAGCUUUGAGCCGCUGUUCGUCGCCCGCGUGGUGUACGACCUGCUGUUCUUCUUCGUCGUCAUCAUCAUCGUGCUUAACCUCAUCUUCGGUGUCAUCAUCGACACCUUCGCUGAUCUCAGGAGCGAGAAGCAACAGAAAGAACUAAUAUUAAAGAACACAUGUUUUAUAUGUGGGUUGAACAGGUCAGCCUUUGACAACAAGACAGUCUCUUUCGAGGAGCACAUAAAGAGCGAGCACAACAUGUGGCACUACCUCUACUUCAUGGUGCUGGUGCGGGUCAAGGACCCCACAGAGUUCACCGGCCCCGAGAGCUACGUGCACUCCAUGAUCAAGUCUAACAACCUGGACUGGUUCCCGCGGCUGCGCGCCCUGUCGCUGAUGGGCGGCGGCGAGGGCGAGGGCGGCGAGCUGGAGCUGCGGGCGCUGCAGGCGCAGCUGGACCGCGCGCAGCGGGCCGUCCACACGCUCACAGACCUGCUCACCGAGCUCAGGGACCAGAUGACUGAACAACGGAAGCAGAAGCAACGUAUCGGCUUACUGAACUCCACCUCGGCGUACUUGCAGAACUUGCAAAUGAACUUGCCGCCGUGAGCCGCACGCCGCACACACAUGCACGCGUUCACCCGCCUUUCUAAUGUAUGUAUGUCACAUAUUAACAGCCCUGAGGAAAAUAAAUGACCAUCAGGCUAUCUCCGACAAUCUGUAGAAAGUAGUACACAUGAACAUGUAACUAUAGUACGCUUACUACGGUUAUCAAAAAUGUUGUUACUUUUCUUGUGAUAAUGAAAGAGUGACGAAACAGACUUAUAGAGUAGUCGUAAAAAGUCAGUUUUGAAAAACGCCUUUAGCCACAAUUUAUUUGUAUAUUUAGAUGUCAUAAAUUCGUUUUUUUUUGUAAAUCAAAUUCUACACAUAUUAUUUGUUACCAUAUAAAAAAUGUUAAAGAUUAAAAAAGUUUUAAGAGAUCAAACAUACAUACGUUAGUUUAUCAUAGAUAUAUUUACAUCUUAGCAUUAAGUGAAUCGCGUGUUUAACAAAUGUACACCUGCAGGUGACUCAGCAGCGCACAAAAAAUAUUUACAAAUUAUCUUAGAUUUCCAUUGACAUACUCUGACGUCGAAAACUCGAACACACGGUGACGCUUUGAGCAGACGAGCAUUUUUGUGACUUGUUACUGACCAGACGAGCAUAAAAACGCACGUUAUUUAAAAGGAAACGUAUGUAUUUGUUAGUAAAUAAAGCGACUUAGUAGAAAAAAAUAAAUUCAUUAAAAAAUAUUUGCUUAAUAAUUUUUAUCAAUAAAUAAUGCAGUAGAGACAGUUAUUUUAUCAAAAUGCUCGAAUGCUCAGCGAGCCAUGUAUGAAAAAAAGAAAUAAAAAUUACAAAUACGUAAUUAAGUUUUCAUAUUUGAAAAGUGACGCCAAAAGUGUGACUUUAGUGAACAUUAGAUCAAACAUAUCUUGUUAAUACUUGCUAGGUAGACUAUUAGGUUAGAUGAUUUUAAAAUGGAUGCACUGAUACUUAUACUUAUAGCGUUAUACCCACUGUUGGGCAAUGAUCAAGAAAUUACAUCAAUGGAAGAUAGAUACUUUAGUUACAUUUUAUGCCAAUUAAAAAUAAUAUAUUUGCCGUAUCCAAAGUUAUGCCAUGUGGGCAAAUUUAAAUUCUGCAAAAAAAAAUCGUUACUGAAUAAGUGACAUUUUGAAGCCGUUUAAACGUUGAACUUGGUUUAAGUAUGGUAUCAGUGCAUCAGUAACUACUGUUAUAUAGAUGUUUAACUUAUGACCUUUAUGAAUCGACGUCGAAAGUCAGUUUUGACCCUUUAAUGUGUCCAAAAUUCUAAAUCAGUGGUCUGCUUAAGAAUAACUAUCUUUUAAAUAUAAAAUAUGGUGUUAUUAUUCCAUAUGUUGACUCAAGCAACGUUGGACUGCGACAGCAGAAGUGUUUUUAUUAAUUCAAAUAAAUAAAUAUGAUCUGUUAAAAAAACAUUUUGCCAAAAUUUGUUCAUUAAUAAGCUACCACUGAUCAUUGAAGCAAAGAAAAGAAUUUAUUCUAUGGAAUUUAUUUAUAUUAUGAACUGAACAAAUUUCGUUUUGUUCAUACUUAGUCUAGAAUAAGGGGGAGAUGUUAGAUGUUUUGUGAUAUUUUAUGAGUUAAAACAGUUACUUUUAAUCUCUCUUCUCUCUUUCUAUCUUACUUUGACUCUCUCUAACAUAAUCUCGAUAUAUUUUCCUAGAAAUAUAGUUUAAUUUUCCGCGCGUCGCGCCCCCAGAAGUAGUGAGUUUCUUUCGCAAAUGAAUCUAUUUUUUUAAACAUUUUUUAACUUAAUUGCAUUUAAAUAAAAUAAGAUCUGAUUACAUUACAAAAAAUAUUAUUAUUUUUGUUAAACUUUAUUGUAAAAAAAAGUACCUAUUCUCUAGCCAAAUUGCAGAAGUAAUUUGCGUAAUGAGAAGCCAUUCCUUACCUAUUUAAUAAUUUGUUAUACAUAUAUAUAUUUUCAUAUUAUUUGUCUGUCCGUUUGUCUCCCCCGCGUUAGUUUCGACGUGCAAUACACAGCUCAAAUCAGUUACCUAUACUGUAGUUAGUAAUCAAAUUAUAUUUGUAUAGUCUGUUCAAUUCAAUUGUUUUUAGAGUAUGGCAACACCAAGGAUCCGUAGAUUUAUUUAUAAGGCAAUAUUGUGUUACUACUGCACAUGUCGCUGCAAGCGAGAGCGUAAGUAAUUAAUGAUAUUCAAAUUUAUUUAAAAAGAAGUUUAAUUAUUUAGAAAUUUAUUGCCACUUCAAAAUAUGUUGUCUGAAAAAACAAUUGAAUUGAACACCAAAGCUUGAUAAAGAUCUGAUGACGAUCUGUGAAAGGGGUCUAUCGCCACGUUUUUAAGUAGCAUUAUUGCGAGUGGAAGAGAGAUGCCACUACAUUGUGUAUAGCUCUGUCAGGCUUCCACACUCAUUACUUUAAGACGUGGUGAUGUUGGUCCUGGUCGUGGCUGGUUGUUUCGUUGUAUUUACUGUUAGUCAUAGGCAAACGUUUGUUACAUCAUUAUUUCUAGUUAUAAGUCUUCAAAAAUCUAGAUUAAGUUAAAGCGUAUAGCUAAAUACUGAUGUCGGAUAACAUAUUAAAACAUGCGAAUGAUUUUAAAUGUAAUUUCAAUUUUGGUCCAUAUAUACCGUCUCCUAUAACUGAUGACUUAGUCUCCAAUUUUAAUCUCUAUGGCUUUGUAAGAAGUACUCGAUUGUAGAGCAAAAUCGCGUAGCAACUGAGACUUGCAUUAUUGGACCUACAUUUUCUCAAAAGGGUAUUUUUUUUGGUCUAAGAAUAAAAACAUGAACAAAUCCGAGCAUAUAUCCACAGGGUAAGAUAAGCUUGACUCGACAAUAAAAUUUAAAUCGGUUAACCUGACUGCAAUCCCUGAGAAUAUUUUAAAAGCAAAUGAAUUAAUACAUUUCAAAAAAGCAUGAGUUCUCUUCUGACAACUGAUCAUCUGACAAUUUUAUAUGUUAAGUCAGAAUGUCUUUGGUCGUUUUUGACAAAAGUUAAAGAAGUGAUUCUAAAAAUAUGGAUGUGCUUUAUCGAGUAACGUAAUCGAUUUCAAAAUGCUCAAUUCUGGCCAAACGGUAACGAAUAACAUCAGUAUUAGGCUCCGCGCACAAAUAUUGUAUAGUUUAGUUAAGUAUGGUUGUUUUUAUAAAUGACAAGGUGACGCGUUUCUGUAUACCUAAGUAUAUAACAAUAUAUAGAACUUUUAAACAUAUACCACUGAAGUAAAUUCAAAUAAAAAGAUGAAGAAAAAAUCAUGUCAAAACAUAAGAAAAACAAAAUUAAAUUUUGAUUCAAGAUCACGUGUGGAAAAAAGAUAAGAGAUAGCAAAUUCGUAGUGCCCUCUCACUCACUCUAUUGUGUAAAAAACUUCUUGAUUAAGUAUAAAAUUGUGAAAAGUAUUAGAAACAAAUCGAAUUUCUUAUAUUAUUCCUUUUGGAACUAUUUCUAAGUUUAAUUACUUAAAUCUAAAUUUAUAGAAAAAUAUAAAAAUAUUUUAUUGGUGUACUUGUUAAGUUUACGACGAUUAUGUUAAAAUUUAACUGUUAGAGUUUGCUUUUGUUUAUACAAGUAUCAAGUAUAGAUGUAUAUAGUUAACCCUUUGACCGUCACGUCAUAAUAGCAAGAGAUUUUAUCCUCUAUAGAGCAUUUGACUAAAGAAAUCAAAUUAAUGCCUCAGAUUGAUUUCCAAAAUUAUAUUAAGGUAUUUUUUCUAACAUAAUAAAGAAACAGUUUGUUAAAAGCUGAUGUGACGUCACUUACCAGUAUACUUAUCCUGGCAAGUGACUUCACUCGUCACAUACUCUUUAUCUUCGUAUUAUUCUUGAUUAUAUGCAAUUAAAAAAACACAUCAAAUAUUUUUUGAAAUGAAUUUGAUUUUUAUCAUAAAUUUGUAAGUCUCCAUAAUCAUGGCCGUGGCGUCAGAUGGUUAACCAUCGUCAUUUUGUAACCAAUAUUUAUAUUUUCCUUUUGAUAUUGUUAAAAUAUUAAUCUUUUACAUUCAAUAUACCGUGCCAUGUACGUAGCAGAUAAAACAAAAUGUAUUUCCGUAGGUCAUCUAUAGAUACAUUUUCAAAUCAACUAAAAUUUCUUGUAUAUAAAAGUUUUCAAUGCAAAUAUUCUACAAGUACUAAAACGCUUUUUCAAUUAUAAAGGGUUAUUUAAUAACUUCUAUAUUGCCUUCGUUAUCUUAAAUGUACUUAAAAAUUUCGUUUGUUAUAAUAAACUUUAAUAAUAUACUAACAUUCCUAAUUUCGAUAAAAUGCUUUAAUUUUUCUACUUACAUGAUAUAUAGACCGCAGUGAUAGGUUUGUUCAACAAAACUAAUUUUAAUAUCAGUAGUUAAAUUUAAACUAAAGAAUUUCUUAAAGUUUUAAAAAUACUUUAGUAGUUAUAAAUCUCGUUUACCGUGUUCAGAAAGCCAAUAUUCUAUCUUAUAAAAUGUUAAAUGAGUGACAUAUUUAAUAGUAUACUAUUCGAUUUAGCAAUAAGUGUAAUUGAAACAAAUUUAAAGAGUAGUUCAAAAUCAAUAUAUGUAGCAAAGAGUGCCCUGUGCGUUUAUUAUUAACCUCUUAAAGCAGGAUUGUUUCCGUUGAAAAAGCGAGACAAUAUUACAAUCACGGUAGCACGCCGUCUUGCUCCCACAACGGCUACAGUUUUACUUAAAAAGGUAAUAUUCCAGGCACUGGACAUAAAGCGAUAGUUUCACCGAUAUAGCUCUACCUGUACCUAUACAGCUCUAUCACUCUCAUACAAAAAUUAUAGUGAGAAUAGUCCCAUUUACAGGUAAAAUAUAUUAGGCGUGGCUUAGAACACGCUUAGCGUCGUAUGAAAUAAAACUCUACAUUCUCUCAUGAUUGCUUAUCACUGACUAAGAAAUAAAUCUAUCCUAAACCUUCUAAACUCGAGAUAAGUAAAUGCUGAGACUUAUUCCUGUCUGUUUCAAUUCAGUUUCACAUUUGAGCGAAAGGGACAGACAUAGUGCAAGUAUGAACAUUUACUUAUGUCGACCUAUAGCUCUUCAAUGAUCUUACAAUUCAAGCAAUAUGUUUCACAUUUCAUUACCCAUUGCUCGUUUCAAAAGCUUAAGAAUGAAUAUACAUAUUUCAAACCGGCAAUGGAUAGUCAAAUGCCAAAACAAUCUGAUAUUCAUAUUAGUUUUUGGUAAACCUUCUGACCAAUUCGUAGUUUGAAGUCUAUAAGAUGUAUAUUUUUAAAUUGUCUAUUACAAAAUGUUUUUUAUAUACUGUUUAUGCACAUACUACAUUCCGAGUGUAUUUUUUAUAUUAUUUAUUCUAUACCUAUUCCAUUGGAUCUAGAUAUAUAUUUUUGUCUUCAUGCAGAGCGGGGAAACAGUAGAGUUUAUAUAAAAUUAAUAUUAUAGAAGUUACCAUGGGACUUGAAAGAUAUUUUCAUUUUUCUGUCAGUAGCGUAGUUUAUCUAGUUUUUUUAGUAUAACUCUACUGUUUUGCCCGCUCUGUGACUUUGUUUUUCUAUAAGAGUAUAGUUAAGGUUCAUAUAUUGCGUACUAAUGUAGUAAUGAUCGAGUCGGUUCGUUGUGAUGCCCGCAAUAACGUGUUUAUUUUGUUUUUAUGAGAAAUAAAGUUAUGGCACAAAGUUA